GGCUUGUCCAUAAAGCAGUGUGUAGGAUUACGUUGUAUUGUGUUCAGCACAACAUGGCCGCCUGUGCGAAUGGCGACGGGGACAAUGCGGAAAUAGGGCAAGAUUUAUCCUCACAAGUCUUUUGUUUAAGUGAUUUCGUUAGAAGAUGUGUUUUACCCGAAUGUGUUAGUGUGACUGACGGAAAUUUUCUAGGCAAGAGUGUGCAAAUUUCUAAAGGAGAUGUGAUCUUAUUAAAAUCGGUUGAAGACAUUCAAAAGAUAACAUUAUCUUUCAAGCCUGGCGCUGGCCUUUCUAGAACAGAAAUUACCGUUCCUUUGGAUUACCCUCAAAAAUUUUUCGUUUUACCACCAAAGGAAGCAACUAGUGAACGGCGGAUAGUGUCUAUUGUGACAUAUCCAACAAUAUCCGACUUAUUGUUAGACUGUCCGACCUACUUCGAAGCGACAGCUUCUUACGACGACCCAUAUUUACCUGGGUGUUCUGUAAAAGCAGGAGAUCGCUUCCGGUUCGAGGGAAUUGUUUUGGAUUCGAAAGAUGGGGUAGAAAGACUGAAGGUGAGCGAUGAAGAUGGUAACUUUGUACUCUUGUCUUCUGACUGCAGGGGAAAUUUCUGUCCCCUCAAAGACGACCGACAGUACACGAUCAAGGAGCUUGUAGAUUUGGCACCAGUUCAACGAAGAUUGAAGCUCACGGCUGGUGACUCACAGGAUGAUCCUGGUGGGGAUUGCCAAGAUGAGUAUGCACAAGUUAUCAAAGCGCGGCAAUCUCACAGCCCCACUGAACUAGCGUCUCCAAAGUCAUCUGUAUUAAGUAGUUUACAUGUUCCUGCAAAUUUUACUGGAAGCAUUCAUUUGCACAAACCAGAAACUAUGUUGUUUAUAUCCCCUUUCAAUGACCCAGACACCGUUUGGAACAUUCCUGUCUCGGCUAAACUGUUUGUAAAGAUGUACAUUCUGGAUGAUUAUGAAAUCCCGGCUCCUAAAGUAAUACCGAAUACAUCUCCGCGUGUUCCCUUGCCACUUGUUUCGUCAAUUGCUGAAAACGUUCCUAAGCACAUAGCACCAUCUCCCCCACAAACAUCCCAAUCCUUGGUACCGAUGAAAAUCAACAGUUUUAUAGACUGCCAUUUGCCAUCCUUUCCUGUGAUCGCUAAGAUAUUAGAUGCAACUGACACAAAUCCUUUCUAUCGUAAGUUAUUGAAAGACGUGGAUGAAGUCAAUAUCUACAGAGUUGAAGAAGCCAAGAGACUUUAUGUUAAAGAUGCUAAAAGUGACACGGUGUUCAGUUUAUCCCACGACCUUGAUUUGUCUUUUAUUGAGUAUCCAGAGAAAUUCAAAACGGUUUUAGAUCUUCUUCAUUUGCCUAUCGGCUCUGAAGUAAAAAUAUUGGAAGACAUUGCUGCUGAUUUUCCCAAACCUUUUUCACUUCGAGUAGGUGAUAUUAUUAGAAUAACGACAACUAAUCCAUCAUUUAUAAAAAUGAAACACGCUCCUCGAGACUGCGAGGUGCUCAAAUGUUUGAAAAUAGUUCCUGAAGGAGGAGAUCCUUCAAAACUGAAACUUCCACUUGACUUUGAAAUGAAUAUGGUGCUCAAUGUGGAUCGUGGUAGUAGAAAAAUGAUUACGUUGCAAGAUUUACUUGCUGGGUCAGUGACCAUUCCUACCCAAGAUGUUGCAUCUAUUCCAGCUAAGUCUGAUACUGAACUGCUGAAAGAACUCCCAGUAGACGUUCGUAUACUCAAAGUCAUGAAGGAAACAUUCCUGAUCGUUGAGCCUACUAAGCCUGUUCAUUUACCAAACAUGCCAACUAGAAAGUUAAAACAAUCUUUAUCAUUCCCAGUAAACAGUACAAGGUCAUUAGCUUCUUCAGAAGCAUCUACUUUAGCAGCUACAGCAAAAACUUUUUGCGAAGAAAAAGGCUCCUCUUCUAGUCAACGCCCACUAACUAACAUUGGUUUGCCAGUGAGCUCGGGCAUACUCAUUGCAUAUAAAGACCGCUUGGAUAUUUACGAUCUAAACUUCGAGUCAUCAGAAGCUGACUAUGUGAGGAAUCCAAUGGAAAUGAUGACCUAUUCAGAGUUUGAAGAGCGAGAUCGCCUUAGAAAGCUCAACGAUGAUUACGAAGACGUUGAGUUUGGUUCAAGUAGUACCAUUGAUGAGACGGGCUCAUUAAAAACACUUCAUUUAAUGAGAACAGGAUCUACUGGAUUACUGGAGCGAAAGGAAAAAAAGUCAAAAAUGGACAAAGUGCGUAGAUUCAGCAAAGCUCUUCAUCCCAAGCAUUGGCGUCAAUCUAAAGCUGAGCCAGAACCCUUACCUCAUCCGUCAGCUAUGGGUCUAAUGGCACUAGCAGCUCGUCCCCAUGAAGGCCAAAGAAAUGACUAUGAAGCACAGAGUAGCUCUUUCAUCCAAAAUAAAUCAGAAGUGUUAGAGGCAGAUAACGAUGAUGAGGAAACUCAUGAAAAUUUCUAUGAAGAUGUUGAAAUUGGCCCCAUCAAAGCGGCAACAUUUGCUGCACCUACCAACAGACAAACAGGCGCUUUCUCUGGAGCAAGUCACAUGUCAUUGCCCUUACCAAGACUAUCUUCACGUGUUAUACAAAAUAAAGCUGUGGGUUCAAAAAGCAAAGCUCAAAAUGUUUCCAUCGAGUUGGAAAAUGGUGAAAGUGGUGUGGUAAAAUCUGAUGAAAAGUCACAGGAAAAUAACGCUCUGGCCAAAGCAAGAAACUGGGCGACUAACUUAAGCUCUAAGUUCAGCAAAAAUGAAGGACUAAAAUUUAAGAAACAGAGGAACAACACAGUUGAUGUUAACAAAAAUGAAUCAUUUCCAUCUUCAAGUUUAUUAGAAAGCAGUAUUCCUUCAGAAACUAACAAAGGUGCUUCAGUGCAAGAGCAGUAUAAAGAAAGGAUAUCACCUAAUGAUAUACCUGACAGAGAUAUUACUCACAAAGAACAAGCUGAUCAAGACCAUAUUGUCCCAACUCAAAGAUCAAACUCUAUGAUUGAAACAGAUACAAAGACUUUUUCAUUACUCUCCACAGACAUCAGUAGUGAACCUGCACCAAAAGCUCCCAAGAGGCGAAAAGCUUUGCUGAAAGCAGCAAUGGCCCAGAAUGAAGUUUCAUCUGAAGUUAGUGAUCUAACAAGCAAUGACAUAUUGGAUAAGAAUGUCAAUGUUUCCAUGAAAAAUGAUCCUAUUUGUUGCAAAGACACAGAAAUAACUGAAUCUCAAAAUGUGGAAGCAAGUUUCACACUUGCUAACAGUAAUAAGGACUCUGCUUUAUCUAAAACUACUAUAAAUGGUACAAUUGAGCCUCCUCGGCCUAAACCUAGAAACCUAAAUAAAAUCCUCUCUGAUAAGAAAGUUUCAAAUGUACCAAUAUUACCACCACGAGGUGAAGCUCCUCCUAGAAAAAAAGCUCCUGAGACUUUGGCAACUGGUGAUGUUAGUAGAAAACCAAGACCACCUCCAAAACCCAAAGUCUCACAGCAGAGUGAUGUCUAGAUUAAAUUGGAUUCUAAAAAGACUGUACCAAGUUAGAAUCAAUAGUAUAUUAAUAUAAUAUGUGAGUGAUUCCAAUAGAGCAGUGACUCCAAUAGAGCCUAAAAAGUUAUACAUUAUUUCUUCUUUUAUUCAACCAAUAUGAAUUAUAUGAAUAAAGUGACAGGCAUUUUUAACAUAUUUUUUUAUCAGUCUUGAGGAAAAAGGUUAUUGAAAAGUUCAAUUUUUGUUUUUUUUUCUUGCAUUGGAAAAUACAAUCAACACACAUGUAGUUUUUUGGGGGGUUUUAGUUGUUGUUUUUGGCUGGUGAAACCCUCAUGGCCCUAAUGUUCUGGCAGGGUUACCAAUAUGUAUGUUUAUUGUAUUUUCUAGUUUUUUGCCCCUGCAGCAGUAAAUCAUUGUUAUUGCACUGGAAAAGGUUGAAAUACUUGCACAGUUGAUAAUUAAAUGUUAUCAAGACAUCUUAUAUAAGUGAUGCAAAAGAGAUAUGCUUAGAGGGGAUAAAACUUUUAUUUAUGCUCAUGAAAAUUGCUCCAUCAUUUUUUUCAAAUUUUUGUAUUAAAAUACAUACAGCUGUGAUAGUAAUUUCAUCAUUUGUAUUUUUAGAAGCCCUGUUAGAAUAGUUGUUAUUGUUCUUGAGCUGUUAUAUUUCACCAUCAUUGUACAAUGGCUAAUUUAGGUCUGAUGAAAGCAUUCCCAUUUGUUUUUACAAUAAGGUAUGCAUAUAAUGUGCACAUAUUUAUAAAAAAGGUAACUGAAAGGCAGAUGAUGCUACAAAUGGUCUUCUAGACAUGUACAAACCUAAAUCUCAUUUCACUUGCAUCCAUUUAUUUUAAAACAUGUUAAUCUGGGCAAAGACUGCAUAUGGUCUUCCGCUAGCAUACUUUUAUAUUUUAAAAUGAAGUAUGUAUAUAUGUAAAAAUCAUUUUAAACUCAAGAUAAAAAGGGGCAUGAAUGUUUUUUAAUAGCUCUAAGGCAGGGGUCUCAAAGUCAUAUCGGCAUGUGGGCCACAGUGGAAAGUAAUAAUGUCAGCGGGUCGCAACACGAAAAGAGAAUAUUUUUUCAUUAAAUUUUACAACAGUACUGUCACUGCAGUUAAAUGCUAAAAUAAAUGUUUUAUAAUUAUUAAUUACAUUUAGUGUAGUUUAUACAUGCACAGGCAGGUUAGUUUACUAAAAAUAAGUUGUCACUUAUAAAAAAAAGCAGAAACAGUAGUUCCCCACCAAAAAAAACAACAACUAUAAUUACUAGGCUUACUGCAUGUUUCUGUCCACUCAGCUGAGAGCGUUUGGCAGAGACCAGACCAUCGACGUUAGGCCUGAAGUCGCGUGUAGUGGCAAGCCGCAAGGUUGCUCUCAGAUGCUUAUCAGUCAGUCUUGGUCGUAAUGCUGUUUUGUUGAUCUUCAUUCUGGAGAAAAACUGUUUGCAAACGUACGUUCUCCCAAACAUUGCUAGAGAUUCUAGCAGUUGCGCAGAAUAAUUUUGUAAACUUCUCUAUGGGAAGAAACUGGUAGAAAUCUGGAACGCCAACAUCAGCGUAUUUUUGCUUCACAACAGUGUCACACUGCAGGUCCAGUAGUUCCAUCUGGACUUCCUCUGGAACGUUUUUCACGUCAACUGCGAAAGGAGUGGAAACAAUAAAAAAAAUGUUGUUCGAGAGCAGUGAAUUGCUGAAAGCGGUGUUCAAAAUGUUCCAUUAGUUUGAAGAAGAUGUCUACGUAGUUUUUCAGGCGCUGUGGUGCAACCGUUAUGCUCUGUAGAAAAGAAAAAUGAGCCAGGUUUCCAUCUGCCAGCUGAGUGGCCACAAAGUCAGCUUGCAUCUGAAUGAUUUGAUGUGGUCAAACAUCACGAUAAUCAGCUGCUUUAUGCCCUAUAGUUUUGAAUUGAGUGCAUUGAGAUGUUGCGUGAUGUCAGUAAGAAAAGCAAGAUCCGACAAAAACAUUGGGUUACUGAGCUGUGGUAUGUCUUUGUCUUUCAUUGCCAUGAACAACACUAUUUCCCGUCUAAGUUAAAAAAAUCUCUGCAGCACUUUUCCACGACUCAACCAUUUGACUUCUGUAUGAUACAGCAACUCUCCGUAUUCCGUUUCUAAAUCAGCUUACUCGGUGAUCCUGCUUGCAACUGUGUUCGCUGACAAACUUAUGCCUUCGAAGAGCUUCUUUUUCUCUGGGCAGAUAAAUUCACACGCCUGUAGCAUACACUCUUUUACAAACUGGCCUUCAGUGAAUGGUCGUGUUGCCUUUGCUAUCAUCUCGCUAACAACAAAGCUUGCCUUCACAGAAUUUUGACACAUAUACCCCAUCCCUCCCCAUUUCCCUCUCUUUCUCCUGUUUCUCUAGCCGCUUGGCAUGAUUAGCCACAUGGCCAAAUGGUCGGAGCAGUGGUAUAAUGGUGGCCAGAUUCUAGCCGCUAGCGUCAAGCGGUUAGAAUCAGACCACCGUUCACCCAGCUUCUGCUGAAAGCCUAAGCGUUCGGUGGUCGACAGUGACGCCUCAUUUACUGAUUUGUGCAGUUGUAAAUCAUUUCACGGCUUAUAUGUGGUCAUUGUAAAUUUUAUCUAAUUUUUUUUAAUUCGCGGACGUGGCCGCGGGCCACACAAAAUAGUUUCACGGGCCACUUGUUUGAGACCCCUGCUCUAAGGGAUGUAGAUUAUCCUGAACUACAAAAAAUUUAACAAAGAAAUGGACAGAGAUCCUCAGUUUUCUUUAUGUCUGUUAAGGAUAAAUGUAAUUUAUGUGAGUUUUCUGUGAAAUGUUAUGACUUAGUACAACUAACAUACAAGUUUGUGUCAGACUCACUUAAGUCAACUUGUUUAUAGUACUGUUGGCAUAAUAACACAUCAUGUGCAUGUUUCUUAUUAUGUCACAAUAGAGAAAGUGCAUGCUUAUAUAUAUUAAUAUUGAUUUCAAAAUAUAGAAUAGCUGUAUGUUUCUAUACAUUUUUACUGAAUCAAACACUUCAAUUAAAGAUCUAUUUUUUUACAUUAAUACAUUUUUAACCUAAUUUUUAAGGAAUUACAGUAUUUGAAAAGUAUAGUUGUACUUCUUACUUAGAUUUGUUAGACCUACAUUAGCCGAAGCAGAAAUUCCAAUAGAAACACAAAUGAUAUAUUACAUUACAUUAUACAAUUGAAGGUGUAAAUGUAUAUUUUGUGAAAAAGAUAUGGUCAGAGGGAUUGGGUUAUAAUUUUAUGAGAUUCCACUGUACUAAGAUAAGUGCAUAUUGUACCAUCAUAUGGUAUUUAAUGAUAAUGAUCUAAAGUCAUGUGAAAUAUGACAUACCCUGUAUGUUAAUAAUAAUAAGUAUUUAGUCUACCUUAUUAACUUGUUAGUUUUAUUGAGUGGAUAUAAAAGCAUAUUAUGAACCAAAACCUUGUUAAAUUAGAUUCAAGUAUUUCUGUAUAGAAGCAUGGUGCUAAAAAUCAUUGUUCAAUGUUAUUCAAGAUAAUCCGCUUUUUAUCCAACUUUCAUUUGUGCAAUAUUUCUUAAAUUUUAGAUCAUACAUUAAUAUUUCUUAAGUACCUUUUUGUGUUACUUGAAAAAUGUCAUUAAUAUUGAAUCUUUGUUUUAACAUAUGCAAUAUAUUUUUCAAUCUGUACAUUUGUCUAAACUUAUUUAAUAAUUACUGUUUGACUCAUACAAGCAAAAAAUAGUAUAAUCAUGUGUGUAUCUUCACUAGAGCUUACUGAAUAAAUUGAUAUUAAUGAUUG
Messenger RNA from Biomphalaria glabrata, 7209 nucleotides. RefSeq lists its product as uncharacterized. The transcript is spliced from 3 exons. The record is from RefSeq and is a predicted model, not a curated record. Lineage: Eukaryota; Metazoa; Mollusca; Gastropoda; Planorbidae. The coding region runs from base 54 to 3503 and encodes 1149 amino acids.